This is a messenger RNA of Neodiprion virginianus, 4087 nucleotides long. RefSeq names its product zinc finger protein 84-like. Lineage: Eukaryota; Metazoa; Arthropoda; Insecta; Hymenoptera; Diprionidae. The coding region runs from base 339 to 2162 and encodes 607 amino acids. Gene Ontology annotation, biological process: regulation of transcription by RNA polymerase II. The transcript is spliced from 3 exons. The record is from RefSeq and is a predicted model, not a curated record. Gene Ontology annotation, cellular component: nucleus. Gene Ontology annotation, molecular function: RNA polymerase II cis-regulatory region sequence-specific DNA binding; DNA-binding transcription activator activity, RNA polymerase II-specific.
UCCUUACCGUCUAAACUCAUAGUAUUCAUGCAGGUUUCUCUCUGUUCAUACAUGUAACGGUUAUUUACCCGCGUUUGCUUACAUACAAGAAUAUAUAUUUACUCAACUAUUGUCACUAAUAUUAGAGAUCAGUGACUUUUGUAAAAUAAGCUUGUAAUUCAAACAGGCGAAGCCUUACUUGAGACUGACUCCGUUGAACGUUAAUUCGUGAUUAGGAGCCGCGCAACGAUACAUAAAUUAGAAUUAUGCAACUUAGAUCAUAAGGUGGAAGAAUAUUAUGAUUUGUUGCCGAAGCAUGCGGAUUGAAAAAGCUCUACUAUUUUCAAUAUACGCCGAAAAUGGAACGUGAGGGCUGCAAUGUUUUGUUCGAAAGCAUUGAUGGAUUGGCACGUAUGGCAGAAGAGCAGUCCGAUAAGGAUGCCGCGUCAACUUUGAGAGGAUUUCUCGAGUAUGUCGAUACCCUCGCGAAUGCAAACAUUAAAAUCAAGAGCAAGGAUUCGAUAAAGACGGAAGAUGCCACCGCUGCCAAUGUGAUUCAACAAAAAUUCACAAACACGAAUCUUACAGAUUUAGUGGAAAAAGACGCUAUGACAAAAUCAGCCGUACAAUACAUCGCUCUGGCAGAAACGCAAGGUCCGUUCAACGAGGGGAGCACCGAAGAAGAUUGGAAGCUGAAUGAAAGAAAUCAGAGCCCAUACCGCUGUGCAAUAUGUCAGGUUCAAUUUUCGAGUCGAGUUUCACUGGAUAGACAUAUCGUAGACUUGCAUCUAGGUACCACGGGCCGUUUCCAGUGUGAUGUUUGUCACAAGGAGUUUUCCCGUGUGUCAGACUUAGCCAGGCACAAGUUGAUACACACAGGCGUAAAGCCAUUCCAAUGCAAUACUUGCCAGAAGCAAUUUUCCCGACAGGAUCAUCUAAAGCAGCACAUACUCAGUCAUUCGCAAUGUUCAGAUGGCGAGUUUUUUGCUUUCGACAACGGCUUGAACAGGUGCACGAUAUGCCAUAAACAGCUUUCUCGUCCUCAGCACCUAAGGACCCACAUGCGUCAGCAUUUGGGCACACUGUUCGAGUGCGACAAGUGUAGCAAAAGAUUCUCACGCGCUUCGCAUCUCAGAGCUCACAUGAGACUCCACUUGGGUACAUGUUUCAGAUGUGAGAUAUGCCAAAAAGAAUUCUCUCGACCUUCCGACUUGGAUAGACACAAACUUACACAUCUGGAUAAGAAAUUGUUCGAUUGCCCCACGUGCCAAAAAAAGUUCUCCAGAAAAGACAACCUGAAAAAGCACAUGCUUUCUCAUGUCGAAUCGAUACCGACGAACCAAGAAAGCCACGAGAACGUCGGCUUUGAAAUAAAUAUGGGCGACGACAAUUCUUGUUUAAAUUUGAGAAAGAGUUUCCCAUUACCCUUGCACCUGGAAGGACACACACCGAGUCGUGAGAGUGACACGAGAUGCCACGAGUGUCACAUUUGCAGAAAGCAUUUUGCAAGGAAAGACCAUUUGAAGAGACAUAUCGCCUCACAUAAAAUCUGCCCUCAUCAUCAGAGCCCAAAUUGUGCAGGGUGUCAGGCGGUGAAAGAAGAGACAAUGCUGCAAGUGGAUUCGAGCACAUUUGAGUGCAGGGAAAGAUCGAGCAACUGCGACCUCUGUAGUGUACAGUUCGCCAGUACUUACAAUUUUGAAAACGAUGUGUGCGCGCAUAAUUGGCGGGAUAAAAGAUUCGAGUGCGCGGUUUGCGAGAAGCGUUUCAACAGAAAGGUUCGGUUAAAAGAACACGUUCGCAGUCAUGGGGAUCAAAAGUUUUCUUCGUUUGACGGUAGAGACAAGGAAGAAAACAGGUGUAAUAUAUGUCAUAAACAACUGUCACGACCCGAACAUUUGAAAGCACACAUGCGGCUGCACUUAGGCACACUUUUCAAGUGCGAUGCAUGUGGGAAAGAGUUCUCUCGAUUGUCAGACUUGGACAGACACAAGCUAGUACACUCUGGACUCAAACGAUUCAUAUGCAUCAUUUGCCACAAGCAAUUUUCUCGUAAGGAUUACUUGAAGAAUCACAUGCUAUCGCACGCCAAUCAAAAGUCAUUUGAGUGUGACAAGUGUAAAAAACGAUUUAUGCAUUUCUCCAAUUUAAGAAAUCACCUUCAUCUUCAUCUAACUGAGUAACUAAUAAUGUUUGCAAUUGUGUUAGCUGAUGUGACAAAUGUAACGACUGAACGGUGUGACCGGUCUUACGUUUUUGUAAGUUCCCAUUCAAGACUUAAUUGACAGGCCAGGGAUUUAAACCCAAGUCCUCCCAUUCCACAGUCACAAGUGCUAGCAUCUAAGCCACUACGGUCGAUAUAAAAUCAUCUUUGCUUGUGAUUUAUCAUCUGCUAGUUUUAUAUAUUCAACAUACCACGUUUGUGAGAACAAUAUCUUAUAUCAUCGUCACGGCUCUGAACCUCCCAGUUCCGAUACCGUCUGGUAAGUUUCUUCGUUUAUUUCGGUUGUUAUACCAAUCAUCUGGCAUUUGAAAUUGUCUCUUUCCCGUGCCUAUGAUGCAGCUCCAGUUUGCGACUUUUGCUUUGUGUGUUUCUCUUGGUCCCUCUUCCUUGUAUAGUUGGAAGCCGAAACAAUAAGAUGCACCCACUUCUGCAGUCGCGCUGGUUGCGGCAGACGUGGGUUGAACGUUCCUUUUGUACCAUCGUUUGGUGUCUCCUUUUUCAUUUGGUCUUGUUCGAAUGACCUAUGCUUCAGACCCCAUCAUGCCUACGUUCUUAAAGGCAAUGUUGUCGAUUCUGUACGUUUGGAAUUUUCUUAUUGUAUCUGAUACGUGUAUCAAAUACUUAAGAUUGAAUCUUGUUCCGAGCACAUACUCAGCGAAUGUGGUAGUGGUUAUCCCGAAACUGGUAAGGCACUAACCAAUCUCUGGUACUUUAGGACCAAUUGGAAAGAAUUUACCUGCUGAGUUUGGCAUGAAUUCUGAGUUUGCAGGUUUUCUUACUCAAAUGUUAGGUAUAGGUUCCAUAAACAUGUCGCCGGCAAUACCAAGCGAUGGUACUUCCUCGAAUAGGUUGUGCGUGUCAGUCACUUUUUGGGCAUGAUAUCCACCGAAAUUUUGGAUUACUGUAGUUGGCAAGGGAGGUAUAGCUAGACAUGUUUCCUUCUCAAGCUUAUCUCUGUAAGUUUCGAUUUCGUGUAGGUAUGCAUGCAGCGCCAGAGGGACGUUGAAUUUGUGGUCGUGUACGGCUUUACGAAUAUCCUUUUGUGCGCUCGUGAGAGUUUCAAGUCCUUGCUUACUCUUUACCUCUAUCAGCUUUAGAUGUGAUAGAGCGGUAGCAUAGUAGACGACCUUUUCUCGGAUGAUAACUCUUUCGAGUUGUUUUUCGUCUGCUCUGUAGCCGUUGUACGUUUUGGCUGCCACAUCUACGAUCUUACGAAAGUUGGUGAAGAAGGUUUGACGUGGAAAAAUCAUUGGUACUCCGUACAUCUACUCCAAAGAUAGCCUCGGAGAUGAUUGACUCAUUUCUUUGAGGACUUGGUUUUGUAGAUAGAUUCGUUGGCGGAGAUAGUUCUUCUGUCCGCUCUACGCGUUUGGUUGUUGUUUAUUUGUCAGUCUACUUUCAGAUUGCUUUUGAAUUUUCUUACCGACGUGAGUUAGGUCAAAGUUUUCAGGCUCCCCUUGAUAUUCUGGGGCAACGCGUUUGAUAUCUACACUAGUAUAAACAAUGUUGACUUUUGCGUUUACCAUUUUUCUACACUACAAUUUUCUCAUCAGAGACCAGCAGUGUAAACUAGGUAAAGAGUGUAAAAUAGAUACACAAGUAUCUAAAACUUUUUUCACACUGUUCUGUAUAACUAUCGCCACUCAUAUUUUGUAGAACAAUUAAAAUUAUGAGAGAAAAUAAUGAUCAAAGAUAAACAUAAGCAAAAUUUAUCUUACACAUAGAUUUGGUAACUUAUUCAUAUCGGUUUUGUUUAAGGGGUUAUUCUAGUCUAGAGGCAUAAAUUUCGGGUUUGAUAAAAAAAAAAUAUACGUAUAUAUAUUUACCAUCCAUUUUUUUUUAGUCUUUCAAUUGAUUUUUCAAAAACUUAGCCAAAAUGUUUGU